Messenger RNA from Neocloeon triangulifer, 747 nucleotides. RefSeq lists its product as uncharacterized. NCBI's taxonomy places the organism in Eukaryota, Metazoa, Arthropoda, Insecta, Ephemeroptera, Baetidae. The transcript is spliced from 5 exons. Bases 30 to 518 code for a protein of 162 amino acids. The record is from RefSeq and is a predicted model, not a curated record.
CUUCAGCAUCUGCAGACGUUGCCUCCAAGAUGGACCAAAAGAAGUAUUUCUUCCGCCUCAACGCAGCCCAGGCUGUUAUUUUGGUUGGAAUUGUCGAAUUGAUUUCGGUUCUACAAGUUCUCUUUGGUUUUGGACUUGUCUUCAGUUACGCUUCAGUAGAUAAUAUUUUAGAUGUCGAUUCACCCCAUUUCAAUUGGGGCUUUUUAUUAUUGCCAUCCACAUUUAUCAGUGGUUUGCGCCUGCUCUUUCCCUCUCUGCUCAUCAUUGGAGUUUUGAAAGAUAACACCCGUUUUGUGUUGUCUUGGAUCAUUGUCAAUUGGAUAUGGAUUCGAGUUGCUUUCUGCGCCUUCCUCUACUUUCCCACGAACGUAAUCAAAUUCAGCGGAGUGUCUCUUUUCUUCUACGCCUCCUUUGUCACCGUCGGCUUUGUUUUCAACAUAUACAGUCAGGGUGUGGUACAGGAGUACUACAAUCAGUGCAAAUGCAAGAAGCAGGAAUUAUUUACAGUCCAGUGCUAAAAUUUUUGAUUCCAUCACUACAUCUCCUAUAGAAGAAGCUUCAAACAACUCUUAUAAGUUUUAAAACUAAUUUUCCUUUUCAAACAGAAAAACAUUAUUUCUGUAUAUUUCUGUAUAAUUUGAAUUUUAUAAAUAUCGCACUUUUGUCCUUCUUUGGAAAAAUAUUAAUGUUUCUUUAAUUUUUAUUUUAUUUUGUAACUCAUUCUUUUCAAAAUAAAGAAGCGCUUGA